UCAACACAUUUUAAUAAUGAUUUGAAAUCUUGAUACCACACUCCCGGGACCACACUGCAAUCGAAAGACGUCACUUCAAAGCUAACGUGGGAUUCCCGGGAAUAAUUGAAUUCAGGAUGUGGACAAAAGCGCACCGAACGAACUGUUACGCAGAUAUGCAAACAGACUGACAGUUUACAAGACAAACGACGAAAGAUUAACAUUGGUUUGAAGAUGUAAUUGUCUCAGGUUGAGAUCAUCGUGACAUGGGGCUUAAUAUACAGGAGUCACUUCUAAAGAAACAUGACAUUAUUAUCCCUCCUAUGGCUGCAAGAGGGACAGUUGAUGCAAGGGGUACAAUCGACACCAGAUCAACAGGUGAAGCUACAAUAACAAAGGAAAGAAUUACUCUCUCCAACAAGCAUGAUAAAAAUCACCAUGAAGAUGAACAUAAAAUUAAUGAAAAGGUCCCUCGCCAUUGGAAAGUGUUCACAUCUCUACUGGCAGGAUCUGUAGCUGGAGCAGUGGCCAAGACAACUAUAGCACCCUUGGAUAGGACCAAAAUUAAUUUUCAAGUGAACAACAAGCCAUACUCGUUGCAUGCAGCAUUCCGGUUCCAAUUCCGCACAAUCAAGAAUGAAGGUCUUCUAAAGUUAUGGCGUGGAAACACUGCUACUGUUGCUCGUAUAGUGCCAUAUGCUGCCAUACAGUAUGCCUCUCACGAACAGUGGAAACAAUUGCUCAUGGUCAAUAAUGAAAGGGUUCUUCCUCCUGGACGUAGGUUUAUAGCAGGAUCCCUAGCAGGUGUCACAUCUGUCACAUUCACUUAUCCCUUAGAUAUGGUACGUGCCAGAAUGGCAGUCACUUUAAAAAAUAGAUACACCAAUCUGCCAGAUGCUUUUGUGAAGAUCUAUCGUGAAGAAGGUGUCAGGACAAUGUACAGGGGAUUCUCACCAACAAUCUUAGGAAUCAUACCAUAUGCUGGGGUCAGCUUCUUCACAUAUGAAACACUCAAGAAAAGGCAUGCAGCUGAGUCAGGUAACAGAUCUCCGUCCCCCCUAGAGAGGCUGUGUUAUGGUGCAAUUGCAGGCCUCCUGGGUCAGACAUCUUCCUACCCCCUGGACAUUGCCAGACGCAGGAUGCAAACUGCCGGUGUGACGGGUCGUAGUGCUGAUUACACAAGUAUUGCAAAGACAAUAAUGCUAGUCUAUAAACAUGAAGGAAUAAAAGGGGGUCUUUACAAAGGGCUCAGCAUGAACUGGAUCAAAGGACCAAUCGCUGUAGGAACUAGUUUCGCUACAUUCGAUAUUGUGCAAACAUACCUCCGGAAAAUACCAAUUUUCCACCUGAACGAUUGAGAUUUGGAAAAGUUAGAAUUAAUAUGUGAUUAUUUGUACAAAUGUUCCAACGUGUCAAAGGAUGAAAUGUAAAUGCAUGUAUAGCUCUUAGGGGUCCCAUGAUUACUCAGUAUACCAUUGGUCAAUUGCGUGAACAAAUAUCAUCAGUAUUCACCUAGAAUAUUGGGAAAUGUAUGUUACAUUUCUAUUGACUGAAAACAAUGAAAUCAUGUUAAAAGCUUCUUGGAAUAUCAUCUCAUUUUAAUCACUUCAACGAGCAUUUCCUUGUAAUUCUGUUUCAUAAUUUCCUCUUUCAAAAACGGAAAAUGAUCUUUUUCAGUAUAUUUAUAGCUAUUGAUAAAAUAUCAUUAUUUUCUAAAAUACAAUGUAUUAUGAAAUAUAGCUACAUGUUACUUGUUAUUAUUUCUUGUGUUGUUUGUAUUAUUGCAUGAGGUAAAUGAUAUUGCUGCUUGUAUCAGAUUUAAAAAUUGUGUAUCAUUAGACCCCUAAGAGAGUCCACUUUUCACUUUGUGAAUACAAUGAUCUUGUGUUCAUAGUGGUCACUGUGAAUACAUCUCUUUUAAUCGCACCUUUGGGUGCUAUAUUGUGUCGUGAUCAGUUUUAAUUACUAUUUCCAUCUGAAGGAACCCUGAAUAAUGGUCAGUUGGAUGUUGUUUGGUGGUCAGUGGUCGGCAUCUGUAGCAAAUGGCAGUUGGUGACAUUUUGCAUGCUAAUGCCUUUUUUAUUUUAUUAUGUGUGUGAUUAACUCAAAGGUGCUAUUUGAGA
Owenia fusiformis is the source of this 2102-nucleotide messenger RNA. The record is from the annotation of a GenBank genome assembly. NCBI's taxonomy places the organism in Eukaryota, Metazoa, Annelida, Polychaeta, Sabellida, Oweniidae.